Ruditapes philippinarum (Manila clam) is the source of this 1394-nucleotide messenger RNA. Its product is annotated as beta-1,3-galactosyltransferase 1-like. Gene Ontology annotation, molecular function: hexosyltransferase activity. The record is from RefSeq and is a predicted model, not a curated record. Lineage: Eukaryota; Metazoa; Mollusca; Bivalvia; Venerida; Veneridae. Bases 377 to 1393 code for a protein of 338 amino acids. The transcript has a single exon. Gene Ontology annotation, cellular component: membrane.
UUAUCAUUCAAUUAUGUAUACCGACAACAAUAAUGACUUUGAUCUAAACAUGUCAAAACUUGUUAAUAUUUGUAUCAUAUGUCAUUGCAUCAAAUAUAAACUAUGAAGAUUGAUGUUUUUUCUCACUGCCGAUAAAAGUUUAAAGAGGGUUUCAUUGUGCGGAAAUAUAAAAAAUCUCGGAAAGUAUUUAUUUCAUUUCACUGGAAUUGACACUAAAACUAUACGUAAAUGCGAGCCUUUACAAUUUUCUAUAAGUGUAAAUAACUUGUAAGGAAAAGGACUUGAACAGUUUGCUGAUUUUUUUUUUCAUGACUUUGACUUCUGAGAAUAUAAAACUUCAAGUUAAAUUUUUAAGAAGCUGGAAUAAACGUGCGAGAUGAAUAUUAGCUCAAGAACAAAAUAUGUUAGAUAUAGCAAAAGAAAUUGUGUGAUUUUGUGCUACUUGAACGCAUUUGUGCUGCUAUUUAUAGUAUACAAUAAUACGGAAUUAAUGCUAGCAGAUACAUACGGAAAUUAUACAAUUCAAAUGUUACCAAAUUUGGAAAAUCUUAUCAACUGGACGAAUCCGAAGUACCCAACGAACGUGAGUUAUAUCCUAGAGAAUGAUCAAUUAUGUGCAUCUGUUCAAGAUUUAAGCGUUUUAAUUAUAGUGAAUUCAGCAACAGGCCAUUUUUCCCGGAGACAAGCUAUCAGAAAAACUUGGGCUAACAAUAGAUAUUAUUCUCACCUUGGAACAGUCAGGGUCCUUUUUCUACUUGGAAUGGACAUGAACUCCAAAGUUCAGACGGGAAUAGAAGAAGAGUCUGGAAUAUUUAGAGACAUUUUGCAAGGUGACUUCACGGACACUUAUCGAAAUCUGACACAUAAGGGUGUAAUGGGUUUUAAGUGGAUAACAGAACGUUGUCGGAAUGCUAAAAUGAUAAUGAAAGUUGACGACGAUUUUGUUGUAAAUAUGUUCGUAUAUUUUCAAAAACUAAACGGACCUUUAAAACAUAUAAAUGUUUAUUGUGAGCGCAUGGAGGGUAAAAUUCAAAGAAAAAAUGAAAGCAAAUGGUUUGUUAGUACUGACCAUUUUAGGGGAGAAACCCACUACAAAGAAUAUUGCGAGGGAAAAUUUGUCAGUAUGACUAAUGAUUUUAUUCCAGCUUUGUAUGAAUCGGCAAUUAAAACUCCAUUUUUCCCUUACGAUGAUGUGUCAUUAUUUGGAUAUGCUAUGCAUAAUAUACCAGGUCUCAAAUAUAGAUCAGAAACAAAAAGUAUGGCUCGUAAACGUGAUGUUGGAAUGAAAUGUUUAAAUGAAAAAAAGAAUAAAUGUGACAUAUUUGUGAUAGCUUCUGAUAGUGCUGAAAAUAUAUCGAAAACAUGGUCUAUUGUUUUGAAACACUUUAAUUGAA